UGCACUUUUUUUGUAAAGAAAAGCAGAAAGCAGAGAAAAAGGAGCUUUUGCAGCGUACACGCAUCAACCAGUGUAGAGGAGCUCAAGAAAAAUAUACAUUUAUGGAGACACGCAGAGAGGAGAGAAACAGAAGGUGAAGAAGCCUUUGGAUCCUCUUCUGUUCUCUUCUAUCAAGUUGAGAUUGAUUUGACCAAGUUAAAAAAUUUGACGGAGAAUCAAUGCUGACUGUCUGAUCACAUUGUCUGAUCAGUAUUUUGAUUUUAUUUGAUUUUUUUUUUUCAUCUAAAUUAUCGCCGUCAAUGGGAGCCCGCUGCUCCAAAUUCUCCCUCUGUUGGUUCCACUCUCAUCUCAAGUCUUCCGUCCUCGAAUCCACCGAUCUCGAAAGUGGAGGCAAAAAUGACCGAAAUGUAUGGCCGAGUUUCACCGAGUUCAGCUUUGAGCAACUGAAAGUUGCCACGAGUGGUUUCUCUUCGGAUAAUAUUGUGUCGGAGCACGGUGAAAAAGCACCCAACGUCGUUUACAAAGGGAAGCUCGACAAUGACCGAUGGAUUGCUGUUAAGCGAUUUAACAGACUGGCAUGGCCUGAUUCUCGCCAAUUCCUUGAGGAAGCCAGAUCAGUAGGGAGUUUGAGGAGCGAGCGGUUGGCGAAUUUGAUUGGAUGUUGCUGUGAAGGCGAUGAGAGAUUGCUUGUUGCCGAGUUCAUGCCCCAUGAAACGCUUGCAAGGCAUCUGUUUCACUGGGAGAACCAACCUAUGAAAUGGGCAAUGAGGCUGAGGGUAGCUCUUUAUUUGGCGCAAGCCCUGGAAUACUGUAGCAGCAAGGGAAGGGCAUUGUAUCAUGAUCUUAAUGCCUACAGAGUCCUAUUUGAUCAGGAUGGUAAUCCCAGGCUAUCUUGCUUUGGACUAAUGAAGAAUAGCCGAGAUGGAAAAAGUUAUAGCACGAAUUUGGCUUUCACCCCUCCGGAGUACUUGAGAACCGGUAGAGUGACCCCAGAGAGUGUAGUGUACAGCUUUGGAACACUCUUGUUAGAUCUUCUGAGUGGCAAGCAUAUUCCUCCAAGCCAUGCACUUGACCUGAUUCGUGGCAAGAAUUUCCUUAUGUUAAUGGAUUCUGCUUUGGAGGGUCAUUUUUCAAAAGAUGAUGGAACUGAAUUAGUGCGAUUAGCUUCCCGUUGUUUACAAUAUGAAGCUCGUGAGAGGCCAAAUGCAAAGUCGCUUGUUACUUCACUUUUGUCACUUCAGAAAGAAGCAGAGGUUCCAUCUUACGUAUUGAUGGGUAUCCCACAUGAGGCUGCACCGUCAACUCAGCAAUUGUCAUUAACUCCUUUUGGUGAGGCAUGCUUGAGAAUGGAUCUUACAGCUAUACAUGAAAUCCUGGAGAAGAUUGGAUACAAGGAUGAUGAAGGGAUUGCCAAUGAGCUUUCUUUUCAAAUGUGGACCAGUCAAAUGCAGGAGACAUUGAAUUCUAAGAAGCAUGGAGAUACUGCUUUUCGAGCUAAGGAUUUUGCAACUGCCAUUGAAUGCUACACGCAAUUCAUUGAUGGGGGAACCAUGGUGUCGCCAACUGUGCAUGCCAGGCGCUGCUUAUCUUACUUAAUGAGUGAAAUGCCACAAGAAGCUCUUGGGGAUGCUAUGCAAGCCCAAGUGGUAUCUCCUGAGUGGCCCACUGCCUCAUACCUUCAAGCAGCUUGUCUCUUCAGCCUUGGAAUGGAGACGGAUGCACAAGAAACACUCAAAGAUGGCACAAAAUUAGAAGCCAAAAGGAACAAAAGCUGAAAGUGUAUAGGUUUCUCAUUUUUCCCAUUCGUUUUCCCCUUUUUUUGCAAUGUAUUUUAUUUUUAUAAUUUUGUGUAGGCUAUUUAUUGUACGUAGUCUUAUUAGUUUUCCCACCUAAUUUUCAGUUUUUCUUGACGCUACAACAUUGAGGAUUCUUCAGGAAUUGUUGUUUGUGUUGAUAAAUAUUUAUGCUGAAUCUUAAUCUGUUGAAUGCA
Messenger RNA from Hevea brasiliensis (rubber tree), 1990 nucleotides. RefSeq names its product serine/threonine-protein kinase BSK6. Gene Ontology annotation, biological process: protein phosphorylation; brassinosteroid mediated signaling pathway. NCBI's taxonomy places the organism in Eukaryota, Viridiplantae, Streptophyta, Magnoliopsida, Malpighiales, Euphorbiaceae. Bases 300 to 1775 code for a protein of 491 amino acids. Gene Ontology annotation, molecular function: protein binding; protein kinase activity; ATP binding. The record is from RefSeq and is a predicted model, not a curated record. The transcript is spliced from 10 exons.